Messenger RNA from Cornus florida, 1794 nucleotides. RefSeq names its product putative late blight resistance protein homolog R1B-17. Lineage: Eukaryota; Viridiplantae; Streptophyta; Magnoliopsida; Cornales; Cornaceae. The coding region runs from base 1 to 1794 and encodes 597 amino acids. Gene Ontology annotation, molecular function: ADP binding. The record is from RefSeq and is a predicted model, not a curated record. Gene Ontology annotation, biological process: defense response to other organism. The transcript is spliced from 2 exons.
AUGUUGGGUGAAGAGCUGUACAAACGCCUAAAAGGUAAUAAAUAUCUCAUUGUUAUUGAUGAUAUAUGGAAUAUUUUAGCUUGGGAUAAUUUGAAAAUAUAUUUCCCAAAUGAUAACAAUGGAAGUAGAAUUAUGUUCACCAGUCGGAUUGUAGAUGUUGCUGUGUCUUUGAAUGCCAAACCUCACAAUUUACGGUUUUUGACCGAAGAUGAAAGUUGGGAACUACUGGAACAGAAGGCAUUUCAGAAAGAAAGCUGCCCUGCAGAGUUAUUGGAAGUGGGGAAGAUAAUUGCCACAAAAUGCCAAGGACUACCACUUGCAAUUGUUGUAAUAUCUAGACUUCUUGCAAAGAAAGAGAAGACACAAUACUGGUGGAGGCAAGUUGCUGAAUGUGUAAGUUCAUAUAUUGUAAGUGACCCAAAGGAGUACAUGAACACGCUGGCAUUGAGUUACAACCACUUGCCUCAUCACUUGAAACCAUGCUUCCUUGAUUUUGGCGCAUUUCCAGAAGACUAUGAAAUACCUGUGUGGCAUUUGAUGUGGUUAUGGGUCGCCGAGGGAUUCAUACAGCAACAUGAUGAGAAAAGUUUGGAGGAAGUGGCAAAGGAUUACUUGAUGGAUCUAAUUGACAGAAGUCUAGUAAUUGCUUCCAAGAGAAAGUCCAAUGUUCUCCGGUAUGAACAGACUUCUUCUUCAUCUUCUUCAAAUCCCUUUGCGUAUAAGCAACGUCGCAUGUGCAUCUAUGAUAACAUUGUUGAUUAUACUUCUUUAAAGGGUUUUGAGCUUCACAUCCGAUCUUUCUUAUCCUUUAGCCAUUCGGUUUAUAACUUGCCUGUGAAGGACGUCUCAUUUGUUUGUCAAGCCUUCAAACGUCUUAGGGUGCUAAAUUUAUUGUCCACCAAAUACAUCAGUUUUUCGAAAGAAAUAGAGAAGUUGGUUCACUUGAGGUAUUUAGCACUUCAUGUUGACCAUGAGCAUUUUCAACUAUCAAUGUCGAACCUCUGGAACCUGGAAACCAUUAUGAUAGAUGGACCAAAAGGUUCAUUGGUUCUGUAUGAUAUUAAGAGAAUGGUGAAGUUGAGACAUGUGUAUACCAGGCGACUUAUCGAAAUUCUUGAUGUACCCCCGGAUGGAUCUUCAUUUGUAUUGGAUAACCUACAGACCACAGCCAAAUUAGAUCUUUCGGAAGGCAACACUCGCUUGGGAUUGUUUCCCAAUCGUAAAAAAUUAAAAUGCCAUGAUCGUGGUUUUCCUACAUUGCACUUUCUAAUUCACCUUGAAACCCUAACGUUAUUUAAUGAUGUCUUGAGAUGGAAUCUGGAUCUGCAUAUGUCUGUGUUUCCCCCAAAUCUCAAAAGCCUCACUUUAUCAAACUUUGGUCUACCUUGGGAAAAAAUGUCGGUCCUUGGAAGGUUACCCAACCUUGAGGUUCUCAAAUUAUCAGACAAGGCAUUCGAAGGACCAACAUGGGACACAAAUGAUGGGGAGUUUCGCAAACUAAGAUUCCUGAAAUUUCAAGGCCUAUUUAUUAAGCGAUGGAACACUUGUAAUGAUCACUUUGUCAACCUUCAAACGUUGGUGUUGAAUGACUGUCAGUGGCUUGAGGAGAUCCCAUCUAGCUUAGGGGAUAUCCCUACUCUAGAGAUGAUUCAAGUGAGAUGGUGUAACCAUUCUGCUGAAGAUUCUGCCCGGCAAAUUCAAGAAGAACAAAAGAUGAUGGGAAAUGAUGGGCUUAAGAUCCUUAUCUACCCUUUAAAUCGGGAUUUGGUGGCCUUCGUGGAUGAGGAUGACUAG